AUGUUCCUCUUCAGCUCGUUAUUGUUGCUGCAAGUUUGUCAUGUUCUCGCAAACACCGAGAAAGUUAUAUUCCUUGGCCCCAGCAGUCUGCAGGUACCAGCAGCCCAUCCGACACUCGAAGACCUGCAACUAGACUCCAUAUCUCCAAAGCGUUGGGCUCUGCGAACGCAUAUUCCAGCUGAGUUUCCAACCAAUGCUUCUCAGUACGGACAAGUAUCAUGGUAUCUGUUGGACAGGUUGCAGGAAGGCCAAAGAUAUGAAGUUAGGAUAUGCUGGGCUGCCACACAACCAACAUCUUUCCGUCUUGAUACUUUUGAUUUGCCUACUAUUUUCGAAACUCCUGAGUUGAUAACAUCACUUGCACAGUAUUCAGAAACUCGACAAACAGAGGUUAUGGAAGACUUGCAACCUGUAGAGUCGCAAGUGGAGAAGAAAUCGAAAGCUCAUGACGAAGUCUCCUCGACUCUGUUCCUGAGAGUAUACGCAGCAGCAGACUACUAUACCACAAACAAGACAUUGAUGGUGCAAGUUCCUCCAGUAUAUGUCGACCUUAUUUUGGACCCGUUCAUAUUCAACGUCUUUCCACGAUCACUGGUUCCAACAGCAGCAUAUAUCACCCUAAUUGCAAUUGGAAGCUGGUUCUUGGCAAAGUACAUAAGCGGCUGGAUAAGUGCCUUGCCGAAUGAGCAGAGUUCGCAAAAGAAAACCCUAUGA
This is a messenger RNA of Cadophora gregata, 714 nucleotides long. RefSeq lists its product as uncharacterized. The record is from RefSeq and is a predicted model, not a curated record. Gene Ontology annotation, cellular component: endoplasmic reticulum membrane; mannosyltransferase complex. The transcript has 2 exons. Lineage: Eukaryota; Fungi; Ascomycota; Leotiomycetes; Helotiales; Ploettnerulaceae. Bases 1 to 714 code for a protein of 237 amino acids. Gene Ontology annotation, biological process: GPI anchor biosynthetic process. Gene Ontology annotation, molecular function: mannosyltransferase activity.